Drosophila subpulchrella is the source of this 627-nucleotide messenger RNA. RefSeq names its product GATA zinc finger domain-containing protein 14-like. NCBI's taxonomy places the organism in Eukaryota, Metazoa, Arthropoda, Insecta, Diptera, Drosophilidae. The record is from RefSeq and is a predicted model, not a curated record. The transcript is spliced from 2 exons. The coding region runs from base 321 to 515 and encodes 64 amino acids.
AUUCGUUCACGCAACUCAAUUUCGAAUCGUUUGCUUAUUCAUUCGUUCGUUCGUUUGUUCGAUUGUCAAAAAAAACAAAAUCAAAAUUAAAUUGACGGUUUUUAUAAUAUUUUUUGUGAUACUUUCCCUCUUUAAUCCGAUGGUGAAAAUGGUACCACUCCCCAAUGAAAUGACUUUAAUUGAAAACCGAUCGACUUCCAAUAAUUCGAUUGGGUUAUUUAUCAAUGUUCCAAAACUAAAAAAAAUCAUUAAAAUUGACUUAAAAUUUGAGAUCCUAGAGGACAGUCAUAUUUUUAUGGAUCUCAUAAACAAGACAAGUGAUGAAAUACAACUACAUCUACCUCAACUACAACAAGUGCCACUACACCUACAAUGAGAAGGGGAAUUCUGGAGGAGGAGGAGAAGGAAGAAACAACAACUACAACAGCAGCAACUACAUUAAAAAAAGAACUCCUGGAAGAAGAUACAACAAAAACAGCUACAUCAACAACUACAACCCCAACCAAUCUUUUUGAUUUUCAUAGCGAAAAUGAAAGUGUUGAUCAUAUAGAAAAUAAAACCAUAGGAGAAGAAAAAUCAGAAAAAAUUGAUAUGGGUAUAAUUGAUAGUGAGAGAGAAUUUGAAAAC